Wyeomyia smithii (pitcher-plant mosquito) is the source of this 2311-nucleotide messenger RNA. Its product is annotated as zinc finger protein 506-like. The transcript is spliced from 2 exons. Gene Ontology annotation, cellular component: nucleus. Bases 281 to 2275 code for a protein of 664 amino acids. Gene Ontology annotation, molecular function: DNA-binding transcription factor activity, RNA polymerase II-specific; RNA polymerase II transcription regulatory region sequence-specific DNA binding; zinc ion binding. Gene Ontology annotation, biological process: regulation of transcription by RNA polymerase II. Lineage: Eukaryota; Metazoa; Arthropoda; Insecta; Diptera; Culicidae. The record is from RefSeq and is a predicted model, not a curated record.
UUAUUUUUCGGUCAUAGAAAAAUGGCGUCUUUUCAUAGGCCUGGUUAAACAUUGCCAAGUUUCUCAGCUUGUUUAUUUUCUGCAGUGCAAUGUUUUUUAGUCUUAAAAACUUACGCUUUUUACCAGUGAAUGUAAAUUAAAAAAGUACUAUCCUUCAAUGAUUUGCAAUCAUAUUAAAGUUUUGAAAACGACAGAUACAGAUAAACGGAUAAAAUAUUGAUUGUGUAUAUGUAGAAACAAUUCAAUGGACUGAUUUCUCAAUUAGAACUAUUAAUCUACGAUGGAAUCCUCCGAUAUUUGUCGCGUUUGCAUGGACGACGAUCGGGAAAACUUUAAAUCAUUGUUCGAGGUGACUGCAAAAUCCAACCUAACUCCCGCAAAAAUGAUAGCUGAUGUUGCAGAAACUCAGAUUGAGAAGGAUGAUGGCCUACCGGAAGUCAUAUGCAGUGAAUGCUUAGCUGCUAUAACCGAAGCACACAGAAUACGAUCUAAAUGUCGGAAUACCGAUAGAAAGUUGCGAAAGAUUUUAAAUUUUGGUAUCAAAAAUAAACCAUUCAUAGAACCAGAAUUUGUGGAGGACUCUGAAAUGCUCCUGGACAACAUGAUACCAACCGAUAUGGCAGAUGAACAGUGGACAGAUGCAACCAUUAGCAAGAACAAUGACACCGUUAAAAUAAUUACAACAGAGGAAAAUUCACAAAAGGAUAAUCAUUUAGAGAUUCUUUCUAUUCAACCAGUGUCAUUCGAGCACAAAGAUCAUGGUUUAGAAGAACUUACUGUGCCACUUAUAAUCAAACAAGAAGAUACACAACAUGACUCUGCUAGCUUAGAUGAAGAAUAUCUUGUAGAAGAAAUUAAAGAUCUACCAGGUCUCCUUAAACAUGUCCAGGUUAUAAAAGCACCAGUAUCGUCUCCCAAAGGAAAAGAUUUAGAAGAAGCCGUUAUAAUGAACUCAGAUGAAUUGUCUAAUGAAGAACAACAGAUUGAUAUUAAUUUUCCGAAAAUUGAAAUUGAAGCUUUAGAUGAGGAACAAUAUGAAGAUUAUGAGGCGAUAGAUGAAGACCUACAUUCUGAUCUACAGCAGGAAGAUACGCGGCCACUUGAUGACGCUAGUUGUUGUGGUUGCCCAAUGGAUUUUUCCUCCAGACAAGAACUGGAAGAGCAUUCUAGGGUCGUUCAUUUGCCAGAAAAAGAUGACAGCGUUGCUUUAAAAGAUUGCUACACGUGUGAUAUAUGUUACAAGAAGCAUAUAUCUCUUAAAGCUUUAGAAUAUCACAAAUCCAAUAGAUUUAAUAAAAAGAUGCGUACCUGUAGACUCUGUAAUUUGGUUUUACAGAGCGCACGCAAACGUCGACAACACGAGCAACUGCAUAAAACUCUUCCAGAAGACUUUGAAAUCAAAUGUUGCGGUUGUGACCAAGCGGUUUUGUUCAAAAAACUUGGUAUCCAUGCCGAGAAGGUCCAUAAAAUAUCGGAGAAGGUUUCACGGUCGAAGUUUGUUUGUGAGGUCUGUUAUUUGGACUGUGGAUACAAGCAUAGGUUGGAGAAGCACCAUUCCCAAAGAGAAUUGUCUGUGCUGCAUAAAAAAAACCCAAAGCAACUUAAGCUGAAAAGAAAAUUCGUGGCCCAAACUGCCCACAUAGAUGGUAAGCAACGGUUCAUUUGUGAUAUUUGUGGCAAACAUUUUUCCACAAAAGGUAACUUAAAAUCACACCGGUCACUGCACGUAACAGCUGAAAAGCCUUUCAAAUGUACGAUAUGCAAGAAAGAAUUCUCCAAGAAAAGUAACUAUAAUGUACAUCAGCUACGGACACAUUCUACAGAUAGUCCUUUCAACUGUGAAUUAUGUGGUAAACGUUUUAAAUGUGACGUUAAUCUGAAAAACCACCUGAAGGUUCAUAGUAAACAGCGGCCAUAUUUAUGUUCGUACUGUCCAAAAGAUUUUGCGCACCUCUCCGACAAACGGAGACACGAGAUCGGCCACUCAGGCAAUUAUCCCUUUAGAUGUGAGCUGUGCAACAAACCGUUUACUAGAAGAACAGCGCUUGAUAGGCAUCGUGAGUCUUGUAGUAAACGCUUCGCGAAUCAAAAGCGGAUAAAUCCAUUCCAACAGCUUGAAGAAGGUGUUGAAGAUCCGAACGCUAAGUCAAGCAUGUUGUGUGAUCUCUGUGAGGAGUUGCUUCCUUCCAUAGACGACCUUGCUAAGCACCAUGCGGAGAAACACAUCGAAACGCUGCACGAAGGAUCGUAUGAAGCAGAGGUGGAAAUUGAAUAAACAGUGCGUGACACGAGAGAUGCAACUUUUAUCUGA